Messenger RNA from Pseudopipra pipra, 1003 nucleotides. Its product is annotated as inositol 1,4,5-trisphosphate receptor-interacting protein-like 1. The record is from RefSeq and is a predicted model, not a curated record. Bases 68 to 1003 code for a protein of 311 amino acids. The transcript has 2 exons. Gene Ontology annotation, cellular component: membrane. NCBI's taxonomy places the organism in Eukaryota, Metazoa, Chordata, Aves, Passeriformes, Pipridae.
ACAAUGGGAGCUGUCCCUAAGGACAACAGCGGGCAGCCCCAGGGCAGUUGGACUUGGGCGAUCAGCCAUGGAUUCAGCACUUGUGCUCCUCCUGGCUGUGCUGGCCGUCCUGCCCAAGCCGACCCACGAUCGUCCGAGCGAUGCAGUCGCUGCGGAGCGGAUGAAGAGACGGCAGAUUUUUCUCGAGGAGAAGAUGAGCGAGCUGUGGGAGGAAAUCGCGUGGAGGAGGGCCCUGGAAAAAGUUCCACUCCUGUGGAUCUUGCAGCACUGGCUCUUCUGGGUGGCUGCAGCAGCUGUGCUCUGCUGGCUGGCCUGGCGCCGUCAGCGGGACAGCUGGCGAGGAGAGGAGGAAGAAGAGCUGGGCGCAGCAGCCGGGGCCGUCAGGCCUUUCCCAGAGCUCAGCCGGUCACCGCUGCAGGAACUGCCCUACAUGGGCCGCACCCUGAAGAAGCUGGUGCGGGACCUGCUGGAGGUGUGCCAGGUGCUCUCCCAGAGCACCUUCAUGCCAGAGCUGCACCCGGCCACCCGGAAGCAGGGCACCAUCGAGUCCUGGAGUGACCUGGGCCACCAAAUCAUCUACCAGCUGGUGGUCUUCCUGAGGCCACCCCCCAGGCACUCUUUCCAGCUGCAGCCGCCCGCCGGCAAGAACGUGCCAGAGAGGUGCUCCAACAUCCGGGUGGUGCUGGAGUGCUCGUGCUCCAGCACGACGGGGGAGGCGUCGUGCUUUGUCCACCCCACGCACGACGCUCAGCCCUCGCGCCUGCUCCGCACCCUCUGCACGGACUCCCACUUGGAGGUGGAGAAAGUCGCCGGCUGGGUGCAGGACUUGGUGGAAGCAGCCUGGGAGCGUUUGCCCCAGUGGCAUGACUGGCAGCUCCAGCUGCUGCCCUCCUCCCGCUCCUGCAGGCUCCUGCUGACCGGCCCCUGCGAGGUGCAGCUCUGCGCUGAGCUGCUCUUGGCGCUGCGGCAGGGCCGGCCAGGCAACUUCCUGGUGCUGGAAUAG